AUGUUACGAACUAGAGGCUUAUUCAUUUCUGCCCGGCAGUUCCACAACUCAGUGGUCCGUCCCUCAGUACUCGACUACUUCAAGUUCUAUAAAAAAAAGGACGCAACUCCAGAAACGCCUAUAAAGGACACCAAAGAGGUCAUCAAGGAGAUAGAGACGAAAGCAAGAGAUCCCGUUACCUCUAACAAGGUUGUGAUUUUGGGCAAACACAAUUCCGAAUUCAGCGAUGCAAAGAUAUCUCAGAAAGCAUUGGAAGGGUUUGUUUUCAGUACGUGGUUACCUCAAAAGUCUGAAUUCUCGAAUAGAAACACCGGCUCGCAACCAUAUCAGGAAGUUGUCAGCGAGCUUCUCACAGAAAUUUUCAAGACCCAUGUGCCAUCCAUCAAUGCAUCAGAUCUCAAACUUGAUGACCUCGCGCUCAGAUUCAAAUUACUGAAAGAAGUCCAGAUAAAGUUUGGAACCUCAAUUCCCGACAUCAAAUUGUCUCAACUCGAUUCGUUCGACAAGAUCGAACGAUACUUGCUUGCCAAAUUAGACCCUAAAAGCCAACUUUUCAAUGAGAAAGUGCCUGACGCUGUGCAUCUUGAUCCUAAGGAGUUUGAGGGAACCAACAUUACUGUUGGGGAAUAUGUCUUUGAGAGCCAAAAACGGAAAGAAAUCAAGAAACUAUACCGAAAGGCCAAGAAUGCCGAGCAGAAAGCCAUACAAGAAGCUCUCAACGAUGGAGAGAAGUAA
This is a messenger RNA of Ogataea parapolymorpha DL-1, 735 nucleotides long. RefSeq lists its product as uncharacterized. The transcript has a single exon. Gene Ontology annotation, cellular component: mitochondrion. The record is from RefSeq and is a predicted model, not a curated record. NCBI's taxonomy places the organism in Eukaryota, Fungi, Ascomycota, Pichiomycetes, Pichiales, Pichiaceae. Bases 1 to 735 code for a protein of 244 amino acids.